CCACAACAGAAAAAACCAACACCAUAUCUGUAAAUCUUAUCUGUAAUUCCUCUUAGCUAGCUGUAGUAUCGGCAAAGCAAGAGCAAUGAAUUCAAGCAAGUUUCCUGCAGACGGGCAAUGGACCAGUGGCUUAUGCGACUGUUUGGAUGAUCCCUCUGUUUGUUUCUUCACUUGCUUCUGCCCCUGCAUUACCUUCGGUCGGAUAGCGGAGAUCGUUGACAGAGGGAAUACAUCAUGUCAGCAUGCCUGUCUCAUCUCGUAUGCAAUGGGCUUUUGUGCAUGGCUUUAUGCACGUACUUAUCGAUCCAAACUGAGGGGCCAUUUUUCACUGCCGGAAGCUCCAUGUUCCGAUUCCCUGGUGCACUGUUUCUGUUGUGUAUGUGCUUGCGCUCUCUGUCAGGAGUACAGGGAACUGAAGAAUCGUGGCGCUGAUCCCUCCAUAGGUUGGCAAGCAAAUGUGGACAAGUGGAACCGAGAAGGACUCAAUCCCCCUUUUGUUACACCAGGCAUGGACCGUUAGAGCUCCGAUCCUGUCUAAGCCAUAAGCUGUCGCACCACCUCCUUUUCAACAAUCCCUGAUUUUGGGUUGCAGUUGGUCAUUUAAAAUAGAAACAAAAAAAUAUUCAAUAGCUGAUAGAAAGGAGAAAGGUAUUCAGUCAUUUGGGCUAGUGAUUUAAUAAUCAAAUGUAUAUUUCUGUAAUACAAAUAAUUUUAAAGCACACAUGUUUAAUUCUUGAUUUGUGGAAAGGGAAUAUGGUAAAGCCUCAUUUGUUUUGUUUGGAA
Molecule: messenger RNA, 783 nt
Organism: Ricinus communis (castor bean)
Lineage: Eukaryota; Viridiplantae; Streptophyta; Magnoliopsida; Malpighiales; Euphorbiaceae
Product: protein PLANT CADMIUM RESISTANCE 12
Exons: 4
Coding region: 86-520 (144 amino acids)
Source: RefSeq, a predicted model, not a curated record